AUGGCAAAUUUGCAAUCUAACAAGAUACUUGUUCUUGAAGUUGACGCGGACGCUGACCGAUUAAUCUUCUUGAGAUUGGAUACCACGGGCUGGAAAGCAUAUCAGACAUCAGACGUAAAGCAUCUGUUGCUAAGUGAACUUGUUUCCCUAGUUUAUCACGUGAACAAGUACGAUUUCCUAUACUGCCUUGCCCAGUACAUAAUUAACAAGAGAGGAUUCUAUCCAUACUGCGUAGCAAAGUCCCUACAACAACCUGCUGCCCCCUCUGGAGGGUUUUCUCCUGGUCUCCUGGUGCCUGACGUCUUAUUGAACCCUCUCCUCCCUGUCAAACCUCUCAUCCCCUCCCACAGACACAUAGCUACUAUUGUUUGUGCUCUUCUUUUCAAGGGUCGAAGUGCUCUCAGAGGCUCUAGCAAUAUCGCCCAUACCAUGCUGUUUAGGUAUCUACAAUCUUUCGGUCCUAAUUUCAAUCUAGCUAGAAGCGAUUACAAGUAUAGCCCCGAGAACGUUGAAAAUGAGGUUCAGAUGAUUCAAAGCUUCAUGAUUAGGGGGGCAUCUGAAAGAUAG
Molecule: messenger RNA, 567 nt
Organism: Lindgomyces ingoldianus
Lineage: Eukaryota; Fungi; Ascomycota; Dothideomycetes; Pleosporales; Lindgomycetaceae
Exons: 11
Coding region: 1-567 (188 amino acids)
Source: RefSeq, a predicted model, not a curated record